This is a messenger RNA of Oenanthe melanoleuca, 6118 nucleotides long. It is a transcript of the gene GRK4, whose product is annotated as G protein-coupled receptor kinase 4. The record is from RefSeq and is a predicted model, not a curated record. Gene Ontology annotation, biological process: signal transduction; regulation of signal transduction; protein phosphorylation. Gene Ontology annotation, cellular component: cytoplasm. Gene Ontology annotation, molecular function: G protein-coupled receptor kinase activity; ATP binding. NCBI's taxonomy places the organism in Eukaryota, Metazoa, Chordata, Aves, Passeriformes, Muscicapidae. The coding region runs from base 186 to 1895 and encodes 569 amino acids. The transcript has 16 exons.
GGGGGAGCGCGGUGCCGGGGCGAGCAGCGGGUGAUGGGGAAGAGGCGAGCGCAGUGCUGAGGUCCUCCGGGGCCGGAUGAGCCGAGGCUUGGCGCCGCGGCGGUGGCGGGGCUGGAGGAGGGGGCGAAGGAGGCUGUAGGGGCGGCCCCCGCUCCGGCUGCCCUGAGGGGAAGGAGCCCCCGACCAUGGAAAUCGAGAACAUCGUGGCCAACACGGUGCUGCUGAAAGCCCGGGAGGGCAAACGGAGUGGGCGUAGUAAAAAAUGGAAAGAGAUGCUGAAGUUGCCUCCUGUCAGUCACUGUGAGGGUAUUCGGUGCUCCAUUGAAAGAGACUAUAACCAGCUUUGUGACAAACAGCCAAUAGGAAGACUUCUCUUCAGACAGUUCUGUGAUUCCAGACCAGAUUUGAAAAGAUGCAUUGAAUUUCUGGAUUCAGUGGCAGAGUAUGAGGUAUCUUCAGAUGAAAAGCGCAUAGACUGUGGCCUCAAAGUUUUAGAGACGUACUUCACUAAUGGGUCUGCAGCACACUUGCCAGAAAUACCUCAGGAAACAGUAAAUGAAUGUAAAGCAAGACUGGAAAAGAACCCUUCUAAGGAUCUUUUCAUGGACUGUACUAGAAUUGUCCAUGAGUACCUAAGCAAAAGACCUUUUGAAGCUUACCAGGAGAGUAUGUAUUUUUCCCGUUUUUUACAGUGGAAAUGGCUGGAAAAGCAGCCAGUAACUAAACACACGUUUAGGCAUUACCGAGUACUAGGCAAAGGUGGAUUUGGAGAGGUGUGUGCCUGUCAAGUACGAGCAACAGGAAAAAUGUAUGCUUGCAAAAAGCUAGAAAAAAAGAGAAUAAAGAAGAGGAAAGGAGAAUCAAUGGCUCUAAAUGAAAAAAGAAUUCUAGAAAAAGUGAAUAGUAGGUUUGUAGUUAGUUUAUCCUAUACAUAUGAGACAAAAGAUGCCCUGUGUUUAGUAUUAACCAUAAUGAAUGGAGGGGAUCUAAAGUUUCACAUAUACAACAUGGGAAAUCCUGGCUUUGAUGAAGAAAGGGCUAUUUUCUAUGCUGCAGAACUGUGCUGUGGUCUGGAGGAUUUGCAGAGAGAGAGAAUUGUUUACAGAGACUUGAAGCCUGAGAAUAUACUUCUUGAUGACUGUGGACAUAUCAGGAUUUCAGAUCUUGGAUUAGCUGUGCAGAUUCCAGAAGGUGAAACUGUCCGAGGACGUGUUGGGACUGUUGGUUACAUGGCUCCAGAAGUGAUCAAAAAUGAAAAGUACACAUUCAGUCCAGAUUGGUGGGGUCUUGGCUGUUUGAUUUAUGAAAUGAUUGAAGGACAGUCUCCAUUCAGGAAGCACAAGGAAAGAGUUAAACGGGAUGAGAUUGACCGGAGAGUAAAGGAAGACCAGGAAACAUACUCGGACAAGUUUUCAGAGGAGGCAAAAUCCAUCUGCAGGAUGUUACUUGCAAAGAAUCCAGGGGAACGACUGGGUUGCACUGAAGGAGGAGCUGCUGUUGUAAAACAACAUCCUAUUUUCAAGAACAUCAACUUCAAGAGGCUGGAAGCUAACAUGUUAGAACCUCCAUUCUUGCCAGAUCCACGUGCCGUUUAUUGUAAAGAUGUCCUGGACAUUGAGCAGUUCUCAACAGUAAAAGGAGUGAACCUGGAUACCACAGAUGAUGACUUCUAUUCCAAAUUUGUGACGGGUUGUGUCUCAAUCCCUUGGCAAAAUGAGAUGAUUGAAACGGGAUGCUUUGAAGAUAUCAAUGCAUGUGAAACUGAUGGUACUGUGUCACCAGACAGAGAGAAGUCUCCUAAGCCAAAGAGAGGCUUCUUUCACAGACUUUUUAGUGGAGAGGUCUGCUUUAAAUCUGAUUGCAGUGAUGAUGAGCAGGAGUCCUCCAGACUUUAAAUCAUUUUAUGCUCCUCAGAAAGGAUGAGCAAAUGUUAAAUGUUUUAUAUCUCUGUAGCAAAUUGUAUUAUAUAUAUUUUUUAUCUGAGUUCAAGGAUUUUUGUACAUUUGUACUUCAUUUGUUUUAAGAUGUAUAUUUUCACUAAAGCUUAAUUGUACAAAAAGCAAUGAGUGCCAUUUGAGUGAGUGUGUUUCUGUAUGUAUUUGAUUUAUCUUGAUUUUUUUUUUCCCAGUGGAACGAAUCUAGAAAUACUAAAAGGAUUUUAAAGCACAGAGAUAACAUCUAUGGCAUCACUGUAACUUGACUUUGUAUGCUCCUGGUAAAACUCUUCUUGAUCAUUAGGAUCUUUAUUAGCAGUUUUCUUAACUGUAAAAUUGCUAUACUGAUAAAUUUGAUAAUUCUGGUAUUAUCCCGCAGCAUGGCAGUGCUAUUACCUAAUGUAUCUCUCAAGCAACUGCUAAGUAAAAAAAGGGAUUCAGUGCACUGCACAGUGGUCAUCUUUUAGGAAUUGCUCUUUAUUAUCAGGCGCUGUAGAAUCUCUUUCUGUGUUUCUGUAUAAAGAGAACUUUCAACAUUUUGCUUAAUCCUGUAACAAGCUGAAGAAUCCCAUUCUUCUCUUUUCUACCCAUCUUACACAUCCUCUCCAUAGACUGUCUCAGCAUGAACCAUACAUGUCGACCUAUCCCAAAAUUUUAUAAUUAUAUUUUGAAAACUUUGUCUUUACUGAAAGGAUUUCUUUUUAUCUGUGGGGACACUGUUUUAUUCUAUUUUCUGUAAAUUAAAUUGUUUUAGGAUGUUACAUUUUUAUAAUAGGUUAAAAAACAAAGCAUAGGCUCUUCUUACUUAUGUCCUCUCUGCUUAUGUUGUAUAAUAUGCAAUGUUCUAGGGUUGACAGUGAUCACUGCCACUGGGGAAAGGGAAAGGUAGCAUUAAGUAUUGAAUUUAAUUAUGUAAAUAUUUUUUUUCUUAUAGUCUUUUAAAACAGAAACAUUAAAACAUGCCUUUAAUGAUUGCUUACUAUAGAUGUGGAGCUGGUAUUGAAGUUUGUUAUGAUUACCUGAUGUCCAUUAGUAAAACUGACAAAAGCUGUUUGAGAGCUAGGCAAGCUUCCAUUCAUCUGGACUCACAGUAGGUCAGACCCUUCAUUUUGUAAAGUUUCUAGUAAAACUAUUAAUCUGGGUAUGAGAGCCAAUUUAAAGAGCACAUUUCAUUAAGAGCCUCUUCUGUUUUCAAAAUUGAAUUGGGUACUUGAAAUAUAAUGGAAUGCCAUUUGAGUUGGAGACAUGAUUUUAGUUUCAUAUUUUGUUGUGCAAUCUGAAUAUUUGUCUCAAUUGUGCAUGCCUUUUUUUUUUCUUUCAAAUUUCUGGGGCACCAACCAGACCACAUAUGUAUUGUACACAUAGAGCAACCGCACAGCCCUCCACCUCAAAAAGGCCUCUUUUGUUAUCUGCAGACCCACUGCAAGAAACUUCAGCUGCUUCUGAGAAACUCACAAGAUAUAUUUGAUAUUCAAGCCUAUCAUCAGGUUUUAAUUCACAGUCUUUGGUCUCUAAAGACAAAGUUUUAAUGGAUUAGAAUUUGAAAAAAUUGGAAAACCAGUAUGUUGCAGAACCCUGCUGGGCCUCAUCUGGUGUCUCUCUGAAAUUGUUCCUCUUGGCUACUGUGCCACAGAAAUGAGGAAUUAGACUGUUUUUCUGUGUUUUCAGUGCAUUUUUCCUCCAGUCUAAAGCAGUACACAAGACAGCAAAAUUACUCUUUUGGAGAGUACAAAGGGAGAAAUUGGCAGAGGGUGAGAGAGUGUGAAUGAAUUACUGGAAGAUGGUCUGAUGUAAUAUUGAAGGGAUGGGAGGCUUGACAGAAAUAUCUGAAGUGAGGGUGUUGGCUAGAACCAUUAUGUGUGAGACAAUGAGCUGGCAGUCUGACCUGACUCUAUUUUGUACUACAGCAAUAGAAGAAGUCUAAAAAGAUGGGAAUGGAAAAAUGGGGAAGUAACAAAAGUAUUUUAUAAAUACCUAUGUGAUUGGAGAAGUCAUAGUUUCUCUGAUUAAGGGUUUGAAUUUUUAAGGUCUUAGGUUUGCUAUUCUGAGGCAAAGGUGUCUGUAUAAACACCAGACAUAUAGGGUGACCAGCUGGAUUUAAUGUCUGUGUAGAGUAACAAAAUUUGGGCAAUAAUACCACGGACACAAGCUGAAUAAUUUUUAUGAAGAAAAUACAGGAAUUAGUUUUAAUGAAUCAGAAAAAAAAUCUGAAAGUAUUUAUCAUGUAUUUCAAGUUUUCUUUCUGUAUUGGAUGGAGAGGAAUCUUAACUUUAAAAAAAAUAAAAUCAACUUCUCUAUUUUGGAGUGUUGAGACUUUACACAUAUUUUCCAGGAAUCUGUGAAGAAAGAGGGCUAAAUGAAGAGAAAAGGCAAAUUGUUCCUAAGAAGUGGUUAUUUAUGUCUGCUUCUUUGGAUGAAGGAGCUCCUUGUAAAAAAGUGAGGAUUUGUUUGUUUUUAUGAAGUCUUCCUUAGUUUAAUUUCACAAGUUUUUUCUUAAGUUCAGAAUAGUACUAUUGAAUUGUUUUUGAAUGAGUACAUGUUUGCAGAAUUAUGACCUAAAUAUUACGACCUAAAUUCCAUUGGGUUUGGGGUUUGAUUUUUUAUUUAUUUUUUUUUUUGGUCAGUAGAUUGGUUAUUCCCCAGAAGGCUCAAGAUGGCAUUAUUGUACUAUAAAUUUGUCCCUUUUGGUUACAAAUACAAGCACAUAAUAAUGACUAGAUCUUAUCUUAUGUGGAUCCCCUGAAAAGUUAGAAAAACCACGGAACUGGAAGGAGCAGCAAUCAGCAUAACUUAGGUCUUGAAUUUUUUUAGGACAAAACUGGGACAAAGAAAGGGGGAAAUAGCAGGUUAUGUUUACUGAUUAUGUAGCCUUUUACUUCCAGGAAACUGUUGGGGUGGGAUGGGGGAAGACAAUGUAAUUUAUAGCAAUUCAGCAUGACUUCAUUCUCUAGCCCCAUGUGUUAGAAGGCUUUAAUAACAGUGAGACAAUCCAAUGUUCUACUGGUGCAAGAUUUGGAAAGACCUAUGGAAUUCCAUGGAGUUAUUUGCAUGAGAUCAACCUCCCUUUCCUGUGGUGUGUGUUUCCAAGCAUUUGUGUAUGUAAAUCUUCAUGUCUGCUUGUGCAUACCUCAAACCUCUCUAUUUAGCUCAAAAUUCAGAAACUGUGAAGCAAUGUACCAGUGUACCAGUGUCUUAUUGGUUUACUCAAUGCUUUUCAAUGUUGUGACCAGCAGAAUAGAAUCUUCAUGCCUCAGGGUUUUGGUUUUUUUCUAUUAAAAAGCUGUCAGCUUCUCCCUGCCCCCUGAGGUGUGUUCAUAAUAGAGAUGGUGUUUCUGGACUAUAACAACAACAGAACUGUCUUAGCUGAAAAAAUGAGCUCUUAAAACUGAUAGUAAGUAGGGAAAAAACCUGAGUUAUGUCUGUAACAACAAGAGCAUGAUUGACAAACCUUAGCUUUAACUAGUUCUUGUCUCUUUUUUUCCCCCAGAUCAUUCUUAAUACAGUAGUCCUGAAUGGUUUUGAGUAUGAAAGAGAAUUAUCUCCAAAUCAGAAUAAAAUUGUCUAUUUAAUAAAUCAGUGAUAGAAGCUAUUAAAACCAACUAACAAUCCAUUCUUAGAAUGCACUUCAAUUAUUUUUCAAACUACACUGGUGUAAGAAUUUUUUCAUUGCCAUUUGUACAAGCAGAGAAUACUUGUUACUAAAACAUGAGGAAAAGUAAUAUUUUUCUAUAGUUUACAAGUUAGCAUUAUACAGAUUUAACUUUGGAAUUAUUAUCUUCAUUUUAAUAUAGAUUUUCAGAAAACACUUCUCUUUAGGAAGAGAAAUUUGAAUUACUGGAAAGCAUCUUUAAGCUGAAGUCAUAUUUACUUUGAUUUUAAUUAUUCGCCUGGCUUAUUUUGGUGAUGAUGAUGUCUCUUCUGCUGAAUGAACAAUUCUUUUUUAUUUCAUAAUUGUUCUUGUGGUGUAACUUAAGUUUUGCACAUGAGACGUAGGUAACUUUUUUCCACAAUCCAGUUGUGUCCAAAACACCAGAAUUCUUUCCAAGCAUAGGAAGCUGACUGUUAAAUGUGAUGUGUUAGUUCCAGCAUCUCCAAACCACUAACUGUUCUUGUGUGAGCUGUUUUCCUGGAUGUUCUAGCAUUGUAAUUCCUGAAAUAAAAGCAAAACACUGCCACAUAUCUCA